This is a messenger RNA of Metarhizium acridum CQMa 102, 549 nucleotides long. RefSeq lists its product as uncharacterized. The record is from RefSeq and is a predicted model, not a curated record. NCBI's taxonomy places the organism in Eukaryota, Fungi, Ascomycota, Sordariomycetes, Hypocreales, Clavicipitaceae.
AUGGUUUCCUUCAAAAUUGUCGUGUCUUCUAUCGCACUUUCUUCCGCGGUACUCGCAGCGCCGCCCCAGGCAAACUACACCAACCUCUGCUACAGCGACAUCACCAACAUUGACCACCACGUCAAAGAACUGACGGAAAAGGCUAAAAGCUUCAACGGCGGUCUCUUCUGGGCUCUGCCCCAGGUCCCACUUGCUCUGGAAGUAGCGGUGGCUACAGCCAGCGCAGGGCUGCACUCCGCCUUUCUUGCCCGUCCUCUCCCGGUGGCCGAUCUGCUGCGUCUUGUUGACCAUGUGAACAAGACGCUGGCGGUGGACGGUCCCCUCGUUUUGGAGACGUUUAUUUCAAAGGAGUCUGUGUAUGAGCAGACCGGGUUGAAGGCUCCUAUUCACCUGGGGUUGAAAGUGUACCUGGUUCUGUAUCAGCGGUUUGUGGAAAACAUUCUGGAUCGGGUGCCUGCUGAUGCUCCAAAGGACAGGGUGGAGAUUUUGAAGAGAGAUAUCCAGGUAAUUACUGAUUCUUUGCAGAAGACCAUCAAGGUAUACGAAUAG